This is a messenger RNA of Fraxinus pennsylvanica, 2517 nucleotides long. The record is from the annotation of a GenBank genome assembly. Lineage: Eukaryota; Viridiplantae; Streptophyta; Magnoliopsida; Lamiales; Oleaceae.
AUGGAUACAAAACGCGCUGUACUCAUCGCUUUUAUCUGCAUUGUCGUAGCUGGCGUCGGCGGCCAAGCUCCUGGAGCUUCUCCGACAACCACACCGUCGACUCCAACUACACCCACUGCUAUUCCCCCAUCUACUACAGCUACUCCACCUACCUCUGCCUCCACACCACCGCCAGUAGCUACUACACCUCCACCCACGUCAUCUCCACCUCCAGCUGUUACAUCUCCGCCUCCAGCUACUGCUGCUCCCACACCAACAUCACCUGCUUCACCUCCACCAGUUGCUACUCCUCCUCCAGUGAGCUCGCCGCCACCUGCUACUCCUCCUCCAGUGAGUUCCCCGCCACCUGCUACUCCACCUGCUAGUCCUCCACCUGUUCCUCCUCCACCGCCUUCUGCUCCCACACCCGCACCGCUGGCUGCUCCUCCAGCUACGGUGCCUGCUCCAGCUACAUCUCCAGCACUGUCUCCGUCUUUGACGAGUCCUCCGUCUCCUCCGACCGGAUCUCCUUCGCCGAGUAUCCAGGCUCCUUCUCCUGCUCCAUCAGCCACUGAUCAGAGUAGAGCAGGCUCGACAUUGCAGAGGAUUUCUGGGAGCUUUGUUUUCGGAAUUGCUUUGCUCUACUUCCUAUUACAAAUUUGGAUAUUAAAUUUCUAUCGGAUCUUGCUUCUUCCACCUUAUUUACUCUCAAUCAAUCAGAUUCAGUGUGAGGAGAGGGUGAUGGCGGCAUUAAAGGACCUUCUUCCACCAGUAAAAUCAUCAGGGACUACGCAUUAUGACCAUUCUAAUGAUCCUUGGUUCAAACAAAGGUACAGCUCAUCUGAGGCUGAAAUAUCUGAGAUGGUGAAGUCCAAGCCGGUGCCGCCAUACUUGAAACGGGCUGGAUUUAAACCUUCGAAGCCUGAGGACUUUGGUGAUGGAGGAGCAUUUCCAGAAAUCCACUAUGCACAGUACCCACUUGGUAUGGGAAGGAGUAAGUCUCAGAAUGCUGGUUCAAGGACUUUGCCUGUUACAGUGGAUGAGCAGGGGAAUGUGAGAUACGAUGCAAUCGUGAGGCAAAAUGAGAAUGCAAAGAAGAUUGUGCAUUCACAGCAUAGGGAUUUGGUCCCGAAGGUUUUGAAAGAUGAUGAGCAAGAGGAGACAGAUGUUGACGAGAUACAGAAAGUGAUUGAUGAGACGACGCUGGAGACUAAGGCUGCACUUGAGAAGAUUGUGAAUGUGAGGUUGAGUGCUGCGCAACCAAAAAAUGUUCCAACACAGUCUUCGGAUUCUAAGUUUAUUAAGUACAAGCCAUCUCAACAGUCAGCAGCAUUUAAUUCAGGAGCCAAGGAAAGAAUUAUCCGAAUGGUUGAAAUGCCGGUUGACCCCUUGGACCCACCCAAGUUUAAACAUAAGAGGGUCCCAAAGGCAUCUGGUUCUCCCCCAGUGCCGGUUAUGCAUUCUCCACCUCGUCCUGUGACUGUGAAGGAUCAGCAGGACUGGAAGAUUCCACCGUGUAUUUCCAACUGGAAGAACCCUAAGGGGUAUACAAUACCGCUUGACAAACGUCUGGCUGCUGAUGGUCGAGGGCUUCAGGAUGUUCAGAUUAAUGACAAUUUUGCUAAAUUAUCAGAGGCUUUAUAUGUUGCAGAACAGAAGGCAAGAGAGGCUGUUGCAAUGCGGUCAAAGGUUCAGAAGGAGAUGAUGAUGAAAGAAAAGGAGAAGAAAGAGAUGGAGCUGCGGGAGUUGGCCAGGAAGGCGAGAUCUGAGAGAACUGGCGUUGCUCCUGCUGCUGCAGCACAAAUGCCUUCUGAGAGGGGUGCAAUGAACAGCGAUGAUAUGAGUGUUGAUUAUGAGCGUGUGAGAGAUGCCCCCAAGGAGUCAAAGGAGGAAAGAGAGGAGAGGUUGCAGAGGGAGAAAAUUCGUGAGGAGAGGCGUCGUGAGAGGGAGAGGGAGAGGAGGCUGGAGGCAAAAGAUGCCGCAAUGGGGAAGAAGAGCAAAAUUACAAGGGAUAGAGAUCGUGAUAUCAGUGAGAAAGUCGCUCUUGGAAUGGCCUCAGCUGGAGCUGGAAGAGGGGGUGAAGUUAUGUAUGACCAAAGAUUGUUUAACCAGGAGAAAGGGAUGGACUCUGGUUUUGCCACCGAUGAUGCUUACAACAUAUACGACAAGGGCUUAUUUGCUGCUCAAUCUACUAUGAAUACUCUGUACAGACCGAAGAAGGAUGCAGAUGACGAGGUGUAUGGAGGUGCAGACGAACAGCUGGACAAGUUAAUGAAAACCGAUCGUUUUAAGCCUGACAAGGCAUUUACAGGAACAUCUGAAAGAACCAGUCAAAGAGAUAGGCCAGUUGAGUUUGAAAGAGAGGCUGAAGAAGCUGAUCCAUUUGGUUUGGAUCAGUUUUUAACGGAGGUGAAGAAAGGGAAGAAGGCCAUGGAUAAAGUUGGUACUGGAGGAACCUUGAAGGCUGGUGCAGGCUCUAUGCGUGAUGGUUUUGAAACAUCUGGUAGAUCGCGCAUUAAUUUUGAAAAGGGCCGAUAA